CCCCCGCCCUGCGAGGGGCGAACCCGCGCUCCCGCACCGCCCCCGGCGGGACCGUCCGUGCGGGGGGCGCGGAGCCGCCGUUGCCCGGCAGCGGCAGCCGCGGUUCCCCGGCCGAGCCGCGAUGAGAGCCACCGACUGGUGCCGGAGCUCGGCCGGGGCCGCGCUCGUUCUGGCCACCUCCAGCGACGCCGAGCACCCCGCCGAGAGCGUGGCGGACGGGAAUUCUGAAACGUUUUGGACGACGACAGGCAUGUUCCCACAGGAAUUCAUUAUUGGUUUUCCCAAAUGUGUGAAAAUCAGCAAAGUCGCAAUCCAGUGUUAUUUGGUGCGGACCUUAAGGAUUGAAAGAAGUGUAUCUAAAGACCCUGUGGGUUUUGAACCGUGCAUUGAAAAAGAUUUGCAACACACAGAAGGACAGCUCCAAAUGGAAGAAUUUCCACUUCCUGAAUUCCAGGCCACUUACUUGCGUUUCAUCAUCAAAUCUGCCUUUGAUCAUUUUGUGUCAGUGCACCGGGUGAUGGCAGAGGGCACAGCAGAAAAUGCUUAAGUCCAGCUUAAAUUUGGACCUCCAUUCUUUUGUACUGAAGUGACAUCUUGAUAGCUGUAUUGCAGAGAAUGUUUAUUAUUAGAACCUUGUAUUAAAGUGUUUUUUUGAAGGUAUGGAUGUAGUAUGUAUUCCCUGCUGGUGUCAUGUAUGGAAUAGGAUAGAAUAAAACCAUUUAGGUUGAAAAAGACUGUUAAGAUCGAGUCCAACCACAAUGCCAUGCUCUUGUUAAUUGUAAUAACAGCUUUCUUAUUUUAUAACCUAAACUGUCAGUUUAGAACACUUGAGCAUACCUGAGUCCAUUUAAAUUAGUAUAUUUAUAUCAGGCUUUCCUAAUAUAUAUGAAUUAAAACUCAAUUUCCUGUAAAAUGUUUCCCUUACACUAUGAAUAGAAAAGAAAGCAUUAAGUACUUAAAUGGGAGGUACUACUUCCUAUUGUGUAGCAAAUCCUUCAAAAGUCCAUGAACUGGUAACUUUCUCAUCAGCUCAAGGAUGAAUAUAAACUGCUAAUGCUGAGAAAUAACUGGGGGGGGGAGAGGGGCAGGGUGGGGAAGGAAAUAAUGUGAAGACAUAUGAAGUGCUCUGAUAGACUUUUAAUAAUUGUAGAUCAAUCCCUUGUUUCUAUAAAUAUUUUCUAGAAUCAGGUCACAGCUGUCAGUGCUUUAUGCUGUGGCCGCCAUAACAAAUAUUCAUGGAAACAAGUGGAGAUGGAGAUUGCCUUGCUCAGAAGCCUCCUGAAGUCAGUAAAAGUGUGUGUUUAGGAAGAGUUGUAUGUAUACAGGAGAAAGAGAACCUUAGUAAUGUUGAAUCAGUUGCUUUGCAUGCCAGAAGACUCUUGCAGGAGUCAGCACCCCUGAAGUUCAUCCUGCAGGAUAGUCCUUACACAUGUAAAUGUUGGUUUCCAGUCCUUACAAAUAUAAGUGUUGGUAUGAGAGCUCAAUGGACCCAGCUACCACAUUACUGCUUGUGGUAUAAGUGGAGUAAGAUACUACAGAGCAGUAGUUGGGGUUGUAAUGAUGACACUUGAAAGCCUCUGGACAAACACAUAAUGAACCCCAUUACGGAUGCUCUUUAGAUGUACAUAAAAUAUUCCUUUUCUUGUUGUCUCUUGUUAUUUUUAAAUUCUUUUUUUUCUUUACAGUUAUGUCUGUGAGAAAUUGUUCUUGAGCUUCUUUAUCCAGUCUUUACUCUGAAUCCUCUUCUUUUUCUAUUUCAGCUUUUCCAGGAUGGCACGUAUUUCCUGGGGGUGGUAAUUCCAAGGCCCAAAUCCUCCCUGCAAAGGCAAUAAAGUGACACAGUGAUAUUCAAGCAGGCAGAGCAGAAGUCCUUUGGAGCACAGCAGCUGCACCAGAACUGUGGGCAGGUGUGCCUGGGCUCCCUUUGCACUGCAGCCAUCGCUGGGAGAUGGUGUAUGCACAGGUUGCACCCUGCUGUGUCACUGGGACGGUGCCAAUGUCUGCAUCCUGGAGCUGGAAAGUGUUCCUGGAUCUCACAGCUUAGAUGUACCUAGGGUUACUAGUGACCCAAAAGAUAAAUAUUUGAGCAAGACUGAGGUGUACAUCAAAUAUGUACAUUUUAAAGGCCCAGGCUGGUUUUGAUGGAUCUUUAUUUCUCUCCAUAGUUACAGUGAAUCGUGAAAUUUUUAGCUCUCAAACUGAAUUAAAUAAAUGUCAGGCGGUCUCAAA
Messenger RNA from Pipra filicauda (Wire-tailed manakin), 2229 nucleotides. RefSeq names its product heat shock protein family B (small) member 11 (gene IFT25). The coding region runs from base 122 to 547 and encodes 141 amino acids. Gene Ontology annotation, biological process: intraciliary transport. NCBI's taxonomy places the organism in Eukaryota, Metazoa, Chordata, Aves, Passeriformes, Pipridae. Gene Ontology annotation, cellular component: intraciliary transport particle B; cilium; centrosome. The transcript has 5 exons. The record is from RefSeq and is a predicted model, not a curated record.